GUGAGGCUGUACAGGCUGCUGUCUGAGCAGGAGAGAGAGAUAAAACAAGACUGAUAAAGAGAGAGGGAAUUAGGGAGGGACCAAGAGAGAGGAAGGGGGAAAGAGAACACCUGUAGCAUGAGACGCUGCACUCAAAGCAGACAUUCAGUAGUUGGGAGAUUAAUUAAGAGCAGGGGAAGCAAAAAGGUGAGAAGGUAUUAGCAGGUCUCAGCAGACUGAACUUGAGCGGUAAACUGAAGUUACUAAGUGAACAGGGAGCAAGGCUGUCAAGGCAACAAUGGUUUAACUUCUUCUGGACACCUGUUCUUCUGAACCAAGAGCACUUUUGAAAGAAGUGAACGCAUCUUGUCAGCACAUCAUAUGGCAAAAACCAUCUGUGUGUUGGCGAUAAAUGCAUGAGUCUAAUGCUAUGGACUGGAGAAUUAAGCAGCUUGCAGACUCACUGUUAAAAUAUGAGUUGGAAUCUACAGUUUGAAACAUUACUCAGUAUAUUUAAUCUCUAGUUAGACCCUAACAGUUACGUAACAAAUCUGCAUUUGUGUUACAGGUUUACUUUGCUACCUUCCCUUUGCACCUGUCAUGGCCGACCCUGCCUGGUGGAAGCUCACCUUCCUGAGGAAAAAGAAGUCAGAGCCAAAGGUCCUGUAUGAAAUACCACCCGACUUAAGCACCAACAAUGCGAAUAAAGACCUGGGCAACGACGACGCAGACAGCAAUUUAGACGCCAGACUGGAAAAAAUAGUGGAUAAAUCUGCCACCAAGGGCCGUCAUGUAAAAGUUUCCCAUUCUGGGCGGUUUAAGGAGAAGAAGAAGAUCCGCUCGACUCUGGCGGAAAACCCAAGCCUUUUCCCCGAACCUGCUCGGACUGACAAGAGCCAUGUGGAAAAAUAACUUCCAGACCGUUUGCAGCUUGUUUAUACAUACAGACUAAUUUUUACUCAUUCUUAUUUGUAAGGCUGCAUGUUGAAUGGAGUUACUACUGACGCAACAAAGAUACUGGAACAAAAAAUUAGGCUAUUAUUUUUUACCGGCCAUAUUUUAAUUGAAAAGCAACCCCAAGAUGAUUAUUAAGGAGUUAAUGGUGUUAAUAUAAGUCAUAAACACAAUAUUGUCAUGCUCAUAAAACCUGAAAAGGAAGGCAUAGAAACCUUAUCCAACUUAAUUUAUAAAUCACACAAUCUGUUAAUUUUUAAAUAUAAAGUGGAAAAUGGUCAUAAAAAUGUACGUUAUUGUUUAAUAAAUCUCAAAGCUGUGGGAAACAGACUUGUUCAGGUUGCAAUUUGAUGUGACCUUUGAUUAGCACUUGAUCACGUGUUUUUAGUUUUUUUUGUGGUUGGACGUUCAGUUGUGCAUAUCUCUGAUUUUAUCAUUUAUCAUAAAAAGGGUUUCAAUUAGGGAAAGGACAGUCAAAAGUCACAGCACGCUAGAGAUUGGUUCUCCACAACUACAGCUUUAAUUUGUACUUGUCUAUUGUUUACUGCAGUCUUUAAAUGUUAUUGUCAAAAUAUGCUAAAUAAAGAUUUUUAUUGCA
Onychostoma macrolepis is the source of this 1531-nucleotide messenger RNA. RefSeq names its product proline rich 15 like b (gene prr15lb). The record is from RefSeq and is a predicted model, not a curated record. Lineage: Eukaryota; Metazoa; Chordata; Actinopteri; Cypriniformes; Cyprinidae. The transcript has 2 exons. Bases 580 to 891 code for a protein of 103 amino acids.